Messenger RNA from Diabrotica virgifera virgifera (western corn rootworm), 1583 nucleotides. RefSeq names its product lipid droplet localized protein. The coding region runs from base 263 to 1543 and encodes 426 amino acids. The record is from RefSeq and is a predicted model, not a curated record. Lineage: Eukaryota; Metazoa; Arthropoda; Insecta; Coleoptera; Chrysomelidae. Gene Ontology annotation, cellular component: plasma membrane; mitochondrion; lipid droplet. The transcript has 7 exons. Gene Ontology annotation, biological process: glycolipid biosynthetic process.
AUUCAUUACAUCACUACUCUGCUUAUGGGGGUAAACCGCGCGCCUAUUAUGAGAUAUCACAAAAAAUGUAAACAUUCAUGUAAACACGAAAUAUUAUCUAUAAUAGUGGCUGACGUUAGUUAACCUUGCACACCCAAAAAAAAAUUAAUAUUCGUUGAGGCCAACCGCCGACCAUAACCAAUGAUCAGACCGGUGAAGUGACUAGUGAGGAACUCAUUUACUUAAUAGUACAACGCGACGCCGACAUUAAAAGUCUCAUAGUAUGGCUGAACGUCUAGAUCUUCUCCUAUUUGGAGCAACAGGGGUCACAGGUCUACAUGCUAUUCGAUACCUUCACAAAUUUUCGAAAGAAAAAAAGUUAACCUGGGGUAUUUCUGGACGCUCGGAGACAAAACUUAAAGCAGUUUUAAAGAAUGAAGGUUUACGGAUGGGUGAAGAUUUAUCCAAAAUCCCAAUCGUACUUGCCGAUACAAAAGAUCAGAAAUCUUUAAAUGAAAUGGCUAAAAAAGCAAAAGUUUUGCUGAAUUGUUGUGGACCAUACAGACUGUUGGGCUUUCCGGUAGUAGAAGCUUGUAUUAAAGCUGGGACUCACCAUUUAGAUGUAAGUGGUGAACCCAGUUAUAUAGAUUCACUUCCAGAAAAGUACGAUGCUGCUGCAAAAGAAAAAGGAAUUUAUAUCGUCAGUGCGUGUGGUGUCGACUGUGUUCCCACGGAUUUGGGUUCGGCAUAUCUGCAGCAAAAAUUUGAUGGCGUAUUGAAUUCAGUGGUUGCCUACGUGGAACUAUGGACUGAAGGUAAAAGUAGCGGAUCCGUUGGCGGUUAUGGGACUUGGCAAAGCCUUGUUUAUGAAUUCCAGACAAUGGGUUCAUUAAGUAAACUAAAAGCAAAGCUGAUUCCACCUUCAGACUCUGCGUUUAAACCAACGUUGCCAGUUAAGAUCCGUCCAUUCUAUUCGGAGGUAACUAAGGGUUGGGUGAUGCCCUUUGCAGGACACGAUAGAAAGAUAAUGCAAGAGACUCAAAAGUAUUUCUAUGAAAAAGAAUCGCAAAGACCAAUUAAUGGUCAAGUACUGAUGUCCGUUACGAGUAUCUUUACAUUGAUUUAUAUUAAUAUUGUAUUGUUAACGCUAUUUGCUUUAGCUCAAUUUUCCUUCACAAGAAAUUGGUUGAUAGAAUAUCCCCAAAUCUUUUCUUUUGGCUACGUCAAAAAAGAAGAGCAUCCUUCUGAAGAAGUCAAAGCAGGCGGUCGCUAUCGUCUAACAUUGUAUGGAGAAGGAUGGAAAGAGAAGCUGGCAAAUGUAAACGAUCAGUACGCUAUGCCACCUAACAGGAGCAUUUUAGCUCAAUUACAAUUUGAAAAUUUCUACACUUUUACUGUUCUCGGAUUAAUGUGUGCCGGUAUCGCUAUUUUGAACGAAAAAGACAAAUUGCCGAAAAGUGGUGGUGUAUAUAGUGCAGGAGCAGCUUUUGGGAAAACGUCUCUUAUGAAAAUGUUGAUAGAGAAUGGAACUUCAUUCGAAAUAAAAAGUGUUAAAGACAUAUAAUAAAUUUAAAUAAAAUAUAAAUACACAUCCGUAACAACUC